AGUAUAGCACAAACAAGAUUGGUCGAAGAAAGAAAAGCUUGGAGAAAAGAUCACCCACCAGGUUUCUAUGCUAGACCAGAAACAAAUGCAGAUGAAUCAUUAAAUCUAUUUAAAUGGAAAUGUGGUAUUCCAGGUAAACCUGGUACACCAUGGGAAGGCGGUUUAUAUACAGUAUAUUUACACUUUAAAGAAGAUUACCCACUAAAAGCACCACUUUGUUUUUUCGAUAAAGGGUUCUUUCACAUAAAUGUUUUUGAUAAUGGCCAAAUUUGCCUAAGUAUUAUUGGUGAUGAUUGGAAACCUUCAAUUUCAAUUAAAAAUAUUUUGACAGGUAUUUAUGAUUUACUAGAAUCCCCAAACCCCGAUAGUGCCGCUAAUAGUGAAGCUAUAAAUCUUUGGAGAAAAAAUAAAACCACUUACACAAAUAAAAUAAAACAACAAGCUAUAAAAUAUGACGCUGAAAAACAAAUUGAAUAAUCAGCCAUUUCAAACCUAUCACUCCCAACACAACAAACAAACUUUACAUAUACAAAACAUCAC
Molecule: messenger RNA, 540 nt
Organism: Dictyostelium purpureum
Lineage: Eukaryota; Evosea; Eumycetozoa; Dictyosteliales; Dictyosteliaceae
Exons: 4
Biological process (GO): protein sumoylation
Cellular component (GO): nucleus
Molecular function (GO): SUMO conjugating enzyme activity
Source: RefSeq, a predicted model, not a curated record